Macrobrachium nipponense is the source of this 933-nucleotide messenger RNA. RefSeq lists its product as uncharacterized. Gene Ontology annotation, biological process: DNA integration. NCBI's taxonomy places the organism in Eukaryota, Metazoa, Arthropoda, Malacostraca, Decapoda, Palaemonidae. Gene Ontology annotation, molecular function: nucleic acid binding. The transcript has 5 exons. Bases 1 to 933 code for a protein of 310 amino acids. The record is from RefSeq and is a predicted model, not a curated record.
AUGGUAUCAUUGCAUGAGAAAGCCCAGUGUACGUUAUGGUACCACGAAACAAAAUCACCUGUUGCAGUUGAACGUAAAUUCAGAAAUGAGUAUCGACGAGAUCCACCAGAUGUUAAAAGCAUUAAAGACUGGUAUAAAAAGUUCACAGAGCCUGGAAGUGUCGAAGACCUUAAGAGGAGCGGUAGACCCAGUAGUAAUGUUAAAAUUACACAGAAUGUUGGUAGUGAUAGUAAGAAGAAACACCCCGACCACAAUAAGAAAAUACCUUCUCAUGGUAAUGCUGCGCAGAAACAAACACAGCCUCUCACCGACUUCUUCAAAGGCUUUAACCACAGCCCUAAAAGAACGAGAUGGGCUAUGACCAUUCAGGACUUCAGCACAAAAAUAGGAUAUCUACCUGGGAAAGCAAAUAUCAUCGCUGAUGCGUCAUCACAGAACCCAGCACCAACACAUGGAAUUCCUCACACAAUUAUCUCCAACUUCGGCGGAGAAUUCAACAAUCUCUUUCUUAAUUCCUUGUGUAUAUUGUUAGGCAUAAAGAAAAUCAAUACUAUGAUUUAUCAUCCUGAAUCCAAUGGUUUGGUAGAACGUGAGAAUCGUAAGAUGCUAGACAUCCUACGGGUUACCCUAGGGGGUAUGGAUCUAAAUUGGGACAUAGCCAUCAUCCCUGCUGUAUCAAGCACACUCAAUCACAGUUAUCACCACUCUACCGAAAUGUCGCCUCACGAAGCAAUCUACUGCGUGCCCGCUAGGACACCUUUUCAUAUCUUCACACCUACAACCGAUUUGUCAGAUCCUCUCAAGGACAUAGUGUAUACCAGUGUAAACAGGUUUAAUACACUUCGUAGGUAUCUUCAAGAAGCUCAAAUCAUCAUGAAGAAUACACACGACAAAAACACAAAACAAACAAAGCCCUGUGCAGCUCCAACAUGA